Coccomyxa subellipsoidea C-169 is the source of this 1071-nucleotide messenger RNA. Its product is annotated as P-loop containing nucleoside triphosphate hydrolase protein. Gene Ontology annotation, biological process: intracellular protein transport. Lineage: Eukaryota; Viridiplantae; Chlorophyta; Trebouxiophyceae; Coccomyxaceae. Gene Ontology annotation, molecular function: GTPase activity. Gene Ontology annotation, cellular component: endomembrane system. Bases 1 to 1071 code for a protein of 356 amino acids. The transcript is spliced from 8 exons. The record is from RefSeq and is a predicted model, not a curated record.
AUGGCUGGCCUGUUGGGGAGCCACCGAGGAGCAGGCACCAGUGCAGAACGCAUCCCCUCAGUCCGGAUCCUGAUCGUGGGCAACGCAGGCGCCGGCAAGACAUGCAUAGCGCACCUCAUGGCAACCGGCUCCCCGGCUAAAGGCGUGCGCCAGACUGUCGGCUGCAGCACAAGUGUCGUGCUUGUGGAGCCUGCAGACAGUGGCGGCCUGAGCGAUGCGCGGCAGCGGCCGAUUUUCAUAGAGCUCUGGGACAUUGGUGCACAUGAGCGGUAUAAGACGCUGCGCAGCAGCUUCUACGCUGACAUUAGCGGCGUCAUCAUAGUCACUGACUCAGCCUCCAGCAGGUCGCAGGCGAGCGUGCGCAAGUGGGCGGCUGAGGUGGCGGCCAAGGGGCGCUUUGUGGCGCCCAUGCCGCCAGAUCAGGCGGCGGCCAAUCCAGGCUCGCUGCCUGUGCCCUGCCUUGUCAUCAAUAACAAGGCUGACCUGCGCGGAAUGGGGAUGAGGCGAGGCGUCUGGCUGAGUGGGUGGUCCAGAGGGUUCCUGGUCUGGCUUGAAACGAUCAUGCGGCAGUUCAAAUUCAGGAGAAAGCUCAAGACACUGCUGCGGCCGGCAUCGAGCAGUGGUCUCUCAGACGAAAGGCUGGCAGUAACCGUCAUCAGCGCUUCAGCUGCGCAGGGCAUCAUUGACGAGGCGGCCGUGGACGGCUUCUUCGCGGAGUGCAUCGCGCGGCGGCUCAACCCCGGGGCGGCCGGCGCGGGGGCGGCCGCCGCGAAAUUCGUGCGCCGGCCGACCAGCGGCGGUGCCGGCGGCGGCGGUGGGUCUGACUUUCAGAGCGCGCGCAAAAGGCCGCCCAUCGCGCACUCUCCCUACUCGGCUGACGGGCCGCCGCCACCGGCGUAUUCCCCCUCUCCCACACCGCAGCUGCCAAAUGGAGGCCCUCACAGCGCCAGUUCUUGGGGCGGGUUCAGCCGGACUACUUCAUUCCACAGCACCAUGUCUUCCACUGGCGACUAUGGCUGGGCAGGAGACCAUGGUCACAGCGCGGUGGACGACUCGGACGACCUGGUUUGA